This is a messenger RNA of Brassica oleracea var. oleracea, 2469 nucleotides long. Its product is annotated as DDT domain-containing protein DDB_G0282237-like. The coding region runs from base 173 to 2320 and encodes 715 amino acids. The record is from RefSeq and is a predicted model, not a curated record. The transcript is spliced from 11 exons. Lineage: Eukaryota; Viridiplantae; Streptophyta; Magnoliopsida; Brassicales; Brassicaceae.
UCUUCGUCGUAUUCCCAUAAGGAACGACGACUGACCCCAGCAGCUGAGAACGAGAGAGAGAGAGAGAGACUAGAGAUCUAAGCAGCUGUUUCGUUCUUCGUGUGAUACCUCUCUCUCUCUCUCUCUCUCCGUCGACCGACGCAUUCCGAGCUCCAUACAUUCUCUGAGGAGGAUGCCUCUACUAAAAAAGAAGCCACAUAGACUGCUGGAGCCCCCAAACGGCUUGGAGCCACGAGAUCUUGUUUAUCAAGUUCGUCUCACAAAGGAGAUUUUCCGAGAUUAUCAAUUGUACUUGACGAGGAUUAAUCUGUAUCGCCAGCGAGUUUGGACAUGUAAAUCUACCGGUAAAACUAGCUUGACCUACGGGGAGGCCUUAGAGUCAGAAAAACUGACAAGCAAGAAGGUUCAAACUCCGCCCCGAGAGCUACUGGCACCUGCUUUACGUAUCAUCCAGUUCAGCACACUCUCAUUGAAAGAUCUUGCUGACACAAUAGCGACCAAGCUGCAAAGUUGUUUCUUUACUGGUGCGGAGUUGUAUGCGAACAGGGAUGGCGAAUUGCAUCCAUGCAGAAUCUUGGAGAUGGUAACAGAUGAGGAUGGUGAACCUCAGUAUAAGUUAGGCUUCCUUGACAAAGAUAAGGAAAUAAAUGAGAGCGCAGUGCUGUCUGGGGAGGAUCUUUCAUGGAAGAAAUUUCCAUUUAGUAGAAAUUUUCUCAAGUCUUUCAUUCGGGAGUCCACAUGCCGCAGUAUACCUUGGGUAGUUAAUGAAUAUCUGGCUAAAGCACAUGGAAUCUCUAGAAAGAUUCCCAAGGAACUUCAUGACAAAUAUGUCUUUCAGAAUGGAGAACUGGUUCAGCAAAGGAAGCAGGACGAUAAAACCGGAAGUGAAAACGGAAAAAGAAAGAGAGCAGAAAAUGAAAGUCAUGUUGCAGAGCAGACACAUAGAGAUGUUAAUGAGUCAGAGAAAGAGUCUAUCAUAUAUCCAAUUGAAGAUUUACUGUUGCCACCUGAUCGUGAUGAUGCUGAUAUCACUAAGCGUCCUCGGCUUUCACGGGAUUUUAAUGUUUCUAUGGAUUGUGCUGGGGAUCUUCUUAUGGUCUGGGACUUUUGUUCCUCGUUUGGUCGGCAGCUGCAUCUAUGGCGAUUUUCUCUUGAGGACUUUGAAAAUGCUCUUUGCCACAAGGAGAGUAAUUCGGUUCUGAUUAUGGAAGUGCAUGCCUGUCUUUUCCGAUUCCUCAUCAAUGAAGACGGUGAUAAAUUCAAAGCUUUAAAGAGAAGGAGUCGCAAGUCAAAGAUAACAUUGAUCACUUGGACAGAGUAUCUAUGUGACUUCUUGGAAUCAGUUGACACUCCUGAUUUGUGCUUUGACAUUGGAACAAUCAAACGGGGACAUUAUGGUCUACUGGACCCCAAUGUAAAAUUGAAAAUCCUAAGGGAGUUAGUGAACCAUAUAGCUGAAACAGUUGCGUUCAAGGGGGAAAUAGACAAGCUUGUUGAACAACGGCAUAUCCUUGGAGCUGCUAGAAGGGAAGAAGCAUUGGCGGAAGCCCGAAUGAAAAGAGAGGAGAAAGAAGGCUCCAAAACUGGCGAGGAAUCUGAUGGAGUUUUAGAUAACAGCAGGUUAGAGAACAAGAAAAAUAGCCCACAAAUAACGGAAAGCAGCAGAAAGAAAGAGAGCUUUGCGUGGGAAAUCAAGAUGGAAAAUGGGUCUGUUUCUUCGAAAAGAAAUGAAAUAUCAGAGAAAAGGCUUAUGGGGAAUGUCUAUCUGAGAAAGCACAAACGGCAGAAGACGGAUACAAAAAUCACAUCAAAGGAGGAGGAAGAAGAGGUGAAAGAAAUUUCGGGGAAGAAGCAGGGUGGAAAAUCUUCAAGUGAAGAUGAGAAGGGAACAUUGGAAAGGAGGGGACCUGAACAGAGGAGGCAACAUUAUGAAGGAGAGAUGGAGAAAAUAGUCAUACGUACAAACCCAUUGGGUAAAGAUCGGAACUACAACAGGUACUGGUGGUUCCGAAGCGAUGGGAGGAUAUUUGUUGAGGAUUCUGAUUGCAAAGAAUGGGGCUAUUAUACCUCCAAGGAAGAGCUCGAUGCAUUGAUGCGAUCACUAAACCGUAAAGGAGAGAGGGAACUGUCAUUACAUAUGCAGCUAGAGAAAUUCUAUGACAGAAUAUGCUCUACACUACAAAAGAGGACGAAGGACAUUGCUGAGGACAUAGAAAUGGAAGAAGCAGUGGUUAGGAGAUCUACCCGUGUAAGAGCUCUACUUCAUGAAAAUCCAGCUAGUGCCUUCAUGCGAUAUGUUAACAAGUGGAAAGAGGAGUAAACAUUAGCAGAAUUAGAUUCUGAUAUUAGAAAAGCUUUUGUAGUUGCAGCCAUAGACGGAAUAGUUCCGGAUUGAACAUUUUGUAGGAAAAAAUUAUUGCCAUUGAACAAGCAAAAAGCAAAUGCUUAACAGAGAGAUCAUUUUUCUUA